Molecule: messenger RNA, 1223 nt
Organism: Lactuca saligna
Lineage: Eukaryota; Viridiplantae; Streptophyta; Magnoliopsida; Asterales; Asteraceae
Source: the annotation of a GenBank genome assembly
GUUGCUUGGAUUGGAUGGAUCCCACUAAAGAUCACUUGAUUUGUUUGGAGGGAAAAUGCCUUAAUGGGGAUGCUCAAUGUGAUCGCUUGGGGACAAUAACACUCAAAAUAUGAGAUUGUCUUUAGUUUAGUGCAUUAUUGGAUGAUUUUGAAGGCUAGAAACGUAUCUGGAACUAAAAACAUAUCACAAUGCUUAUGAAUUUAAUUGGAUAAAAAAUAAGUUUACAUUUAAUUGGAUAAAAAAUAGGUUUAUAUUAUUGGGGUGUAUAUAUAUAUAUAUUUUGUUUUGCCGGCUGUUUAAAAAAAAAUAAACAUUACUCCUUGAAUUUUUAAACUAAAUAUAUUCUCUUAAAAAAAAUUUCUUAGGUGGUCAAAGUCUCAAAGACCCGAAGCGAUCUCUUCUUGCAUUAUCCAAUUUCUAGACUCUGCUACACUCUGCUGCUCAAACUCAUCGAAAAGGGUUACUAUUAGGGUUACGAUUUGUCCGAUAAUGGCGUUCGCAAACUAUUCAUCAUUUGUUCAUAUCGAAACAUCAUCAAAACAUUCUAUACUAACUUCUUCUUUUGCAAUUUCUCCAAAAUCAUCAUUAUCAACAUCUUCCUUAUUUUCAUCUCAUUCCCGCAACCGUGAAUCACGAAGGCUUUCGAGUUUUCCGGAUAUCCUAAGAAUUCGUCGAACAGUUGCAGUCAAACCACAAGCUUCUGGGGCCAAUUCAGUUGCUGAGGCCUUUUCUGAAUUCAAACACCUUCUUCUUCCAAUAACAGAUAGGAAUCCUUAUCUCUCUGAAGGAACUAGACAGGCUGCAGCAACUACAGCUGCUUUGGCCAAGAAAUAUGGUGCUGACAUAACUGUUGUGGUCAUUGACGAAAAGCUGAAAGAAUCAUUACCUGAACACGACACUCAACUUUCAAGCAUCCGUUGGCAUUUGUCUGAAGGGGGGUUCCAAGAAUUCAAGCUUUUAGAGAGACUUGGGGAAGGAAGCAAGCCAACUGCAAUUAUAGGUGAAAUUGCAGAUGAUAUGAAUUUAGAUUUGGUUAUUAUGAGUAUGGAAGCCAUCCAUUCAAAGCAUGUAGAUGCAAACUUGCUAGCUGAGUUUAUUCCUUGCCCUGUUAUUCUUCUGCCAUUGUAACUCUUUUUGGUUAUUGUUUAAUGUGGGGUGGGUCUUUUUGUAGAACAUCUGUUAUAUUUCAGUUUUAUUAAUCUUUUUCUUUAAUAGUAAAUAUA